AUGGCGAACAAUCCACUGAGUACGGAGAGUAUUCUCAAACACAUGGCAGAUGCCAUUCCUACACAUACCAAAGGCGACACAGGUUCCGACGUCAGCAGCUCACUAGAUGCCAUAUCACUCUUCACCCAUGCUUGCAUGACAGCAGUCGGAUUCCGUAUACUUGGAUUUGGGGAAGAACAAAAGAAUGAAGCAGAAUUGGCACAACGUGCUCCUCGUCUAUCAGAAAAAUGGAACGCCUCUGCUUCAUCACAUUCCUUCUUAUACGCCCACUCCCAGUCUUCCAUGGAAUAUGUUAUCAAAGUGGAUCGCUUAGGAGGUAAAGCAGAGAUUCGGGGAAUCGGACUUGGUGAUGAGAGAAUCAGCAGAUUCGAAAUCACAGCUCGGGACUACAUCUCCAAUUCAGCCCUCCCAUUACGCAUCACCCUGACAGCCGAUGGAGAAGAAGACAGAUCAGAUUUGGAGGGCAAGCUGAAAGAUUUAUUCAUUUCUCCUCAUAGAAUUCAGGACCUCGCCGCUGAAUUCAAGACAACCAUAAUCCAAAAGCUCAUCCCGAAUCUUCAUAAAGAAGGGUACGAAGAGUCAGCUGCUGCCAGAGAUGCCCACGACGAACGAGAAGAAGGUCAUGCUCGUAGACAACCUCGUCAAGAUCCUCUUCGUGACCCGGGUCUUCCCGAGCCAGCCCGUCCAUAUCCAUUCGACGACCCUCUUGCCGCACCUCGACGCCCUCCCGUCCCAGCAGGCGACUUCCCACCUCCAGGAUUUGACGAUGAGUAUGACAUGAACAGGCCACUUCGAGGCAUGGCACCGCAGUUUCCUGGACCGGGAGCUCCAUUUGGCAUUGGUCAUAAUGAUCUGAACCCUCCUGGACUAAGGCCGAAUGAUCCCCUUAGAGGAAGCUUUGUAGGCGGUGGACCAGGUGGCUUUGGAGGUGGUAUGCAUCCUACGUUUGAUGACCCCUUGUUUGGAGGACAAGGACAAGGUCGUGGUGGUAAUGGUAGAGCUCCGCCAGGCGCUAGAUACGAUCCCCUUGGACCAGGCGAUGGACCACAAAGAGGUGGUAGAGGAAGGCCUCCUAAUCCAUUUGGUGGGUUUGGAAACAACGAUUUCAUCUAA
Messenger RNA from Cadophora gregata, 1113 nucleotides. RefSeq lists its product as uncharacterized. Gene Ontology annotation, molecular function: proteasome binding; endopeptidase inhibitor activity. The transcript is spliced from 3 exons. The record is from RefSeq and is a predicted model, not a curated record. Bases 1 to 1113 code for a protein of 370 amino acids. Lineage: Eukaryota; Fungi; Ascomycota; Leotiomycetes; Helotiales; Ploettnerulaceae. Gene Ontology annotation, biological process: proteasome-mediated ubiquitin-dependent protein catabolic process.